Messenger RNA from Hevea brasiliensis (rubber tree), 1001 nucleotides. Its product is annotated as cytokinin riboside 5'-monophosphate phosphoribohydrolase LOG8. Gene Ontology annotation, molecular function: hydrolase activity, hydrolyzing N-glycosyl compounds. NCBI's taxonomy places the organism in Eukaryota, Viridiplantae, Streptophyta, Magnoliopsida, Malpighiales, Euphorbiaceae. Gene Ontology annotation, biological process: cytokinin biosynthetic process. The record is from RefSeq and is a predicted model, not a curated record. Gene Ontology annotation, cellular component: nucleus; cytosol.
UUGAUGCGUAGACUUCUAGAGGACUUUGGCUCUACAAUUGAACGUAAAAGUUAAUGGGUAAGUUCAAAAGGGUUUGUGUCUUCUGUGGAAGUCAUUCAGGGAAUAAAAAGAUCUUCAGUGAUGCAGCUCUUGAUCUUGGAAGACAACUGGUGGAGAGGAAAAUGGAUUUAGUAUAUGGAGGAGGGAGCUUUGGGUUGAUGGGUCUGGUCUCUCGGACAGUUCUUGAUGGUGGAUGUCAUGUUUUAGGAGUUAUCCCAACAGCUCUCAUCCCACUAGAGAUUUCAGGUCACGCAGUGGGAGAAGUGUUGAUUGUAUCUGAUAUGCAUGAAAGAAAAGCUGAGAUGGCUAAGAGAGCUGAUGCAUUCAUUGCUCUUCCUGGAGGGUAUGGAACCUUGGAAGAGUUGCUUGAGAUGAUUACAUGGUCUCAGCUUGGAAUCCAUGACAAACCAGUGGGUCUGUUAAAUGUAGAUGGGUAUUAUGAUAGCUUGCUUGGAUUGUUUGACAAAGGUGUAGAAGAGGGAUUCAUCAAACCUUGCGCAAGGAACAUUGUCAUUUCUGCAAAGAAUGCUCAGGAAUUAAUCCAAAGGAUGGAGGAUUUUGUACCUUUGCAUGAUCAAGUGGCACCAAGUCAUAGCUGGAUAAUAGAAAAAACAAUGCAAAUUUGUAGCUGUUUAAUCCCUUGGUAUAUUUCUAAGAAGAAGAUUCUUUUUAGAAGCUUAUCCUCAUUAUUGAUUCUUUGCAUGGUGUGUGCAAACCCAAAAUGGGUGAAAAUACACAACAAAUUAUGUGUUAAAUAGGCAUUAAUGCUAUUUAUGGAAGCAAACUGUGUCAUUGUGAGCCAUAUUUUGAUUUCAAAGAGUGUUUUGAUAGUUGACAUGUGAACUGUGACUGCAAGUGGUGAUUUUGAGUGAGCCUUGAUAGAAGAGGAAAUCCUUCCAAUAAUAUCAUCAAGCUCACACAAAAAUAAAUGGAAAAUAGUUUUCAUCUGUUUUCUAUUACAA